AUGUCAGAAAAGGGAUCACGAACGACGACCCCUAACAAACCUGGAUCUAAGAGAGGAUCCAAGGUGAACACUCCCAAAUCUGGAACCCCCAAGGGAUCCAAAAGCAACACCCCCUUGCCUACUGAAGUAGCACUAGUCGCAGCUGAAGAUGAAAAUGCUGCAGCAACUUCUGAGGGUGCAUUACAGCCCGGAGAAGGAGAACAGGGUGAAGGGGAGGUAACUGGUGUUGUUGCUGAUGUAGGAGGCAGUGAAGUAGAGGCUGAGGAGGCUGCAGCUGUUGAUGUAAUCACAGUGUCACAGUACUCAUUGAUAAAGGAACGAGUCACAGUACAGAAUCUGAAGGAAGAAAUGUGGAAAGAGCAGCACGAAGAAGCUGUCCAAGCCUUCAUCGACGACCCAUCUGUCAAACUAAUGGUGGCCUAUAUUGACCCGUUCAAAGGCUUCACCAUUGAGCAUGCUAUCCCUACCUUUCUAGUAGAUCAGCUCACCUACCUGAUCAAAUCGGCCAAAGUCAAGGAGCUCACUACAGACAAUUUCUUGACCGUCGUCCAGUAUGGCACUGUCAAGGGCAUGCAUAUUGAGAGUCUCUUGCGAAUGAUGAUGGGAAUCUAUGCUCCAAUAUUUUUUGAGAACACAACUUGGCCAGACAGUAUAAAGAAUGAUUUUUCAGCUCAAUUACACAAGUUUCUUGCCAACCUCACGGACACAAGAUGGAAAUUAGAGGGUAAGACUGUCUUAUACAUCCCUACAGAAGGACUCCGCCUCACCUCAGAGGAUGCUGCCAAAAACAAGGAGCUGGUCCAGAGACUGGAGACUGCUAUGAUACACUGGGCUAGACAAAUCAAGGAAGUGCUCAAUAAUCAGGAUGCCUUUGAGAUGGCUGAGAACUCUGGCCCCCUGGAUGAGAUUGAGUUUUGGAAGAACAGAUGUACAGAUCUGACAGGCAUAAGUACUCAGCUGGACAAGCAGGGAGUGAAGAAAAUCACGGAGGUUCUCCAGAUGGCCAAGUCCUCAUAUGUUGCACCGUUCCUCAAACUCUCAUCAGAAAUCAAGGAAGGGUCAAGGCAGGCAGAAAGUAACCUCAAGUUCCUCAUGGUACUGAAAGACCCAUGUUUUGAGUUGUCUGAAGCCAAACCCAAAGAUAUCCCUGCCAUGUUACCCAAGAUUCUCAGUACCAUUAGGAUGAUCUGGGUCAACUCGGAAUUCUACAAAACCAGAGAGAGGCUCACAGGAAUACUCAAGAAGAUGAGUAAUGAGAUUAUUCGAAGGUGUUGUAAGGAAAUCAACCUUGACAAGAUCUUUGAUGGCCAUGUACAAACAGGGAUGAAGUCUCUCAACGAGUGUAUCGAAUGUUGUGAGAAUUGGAAGGAAAUUUACAGCAAGAUGUCAAAAUUACAUCACAAAUUCUCACCAGUGGGAUGGGUGCUAGAUAAGAGCAGCAUUUUUGCCCAGAUUGAUGCUUUUGUACAGAGGUGUAAGGACUUAAUUGGAGUGUGUGAGGCCCAGAUCCAUUUUGCUCGUCGAGAAGAGGGAGAGAAAACAGACAUGCCUCACUUUGCUGGACAGAAGGGCCCAGAGAUUGCUAGAAGUCUACUGGAAAUUGAGGCAACAUUUGAGAAAAAUCUCAGUCAGCUUCGUUCUGUGAAAAACACAAUUUUAGAUGUCAAAGCCACGUCAUGGCAUGAUGACUAUGUGAAGUUCCGAGCUGGUAUCAAGGAUUUGGAGGUGAUGAUGCAGAACGUUAUCACAUCAGCUUUUGAUACAGUCAACACCGUUGAAGGAGGUGUAGAACUUCUUGACAUUUUCAUGCACUUGGCCUCGAGAGAAGCUAUCAAACGAACUAUAGACAAGAAGACGGUGGAUGUGUACACGAUGUUUAACGAGGAGCUGAAUGCUGUCAAGAAAGAGCUUACUCAGAAAUCUCUCAAACAGUCACCAAGUCACCCGAAAUUUGCUGGCCAAGGACUCUGGGCCCGACAACUGAAACGUAGAAUAGAAAGAGGCAUGAUGAUCCUGGAUAGGGCUCACUUCCUGCCUCACAUUGGAUCUGGUGAGGAGGUGAGAACACAGUACCAACAACUUUGUCUUGCCCUUGAUGAGUACAUUCGUAAAACUUUCCACGAAUGGACACAGACAGUUGACAAGGAGCCCAUGAAAUUAUUAGAAGUGCCCCUGAUGUGUAGAAGCAGUGAGAAGCCUCCCAUGUUGGACAUCAAUUUCAACAGGAGUUUGCUGAAGAUUUUCCAGGAGAUACAUUACUGGGAACGCCUCAUGUUUGAGAUUCCUCACUAUGCUACAGAUGUGUACAACAAACGAGAGGAUCUGCGGUCUCUGAGGGAACAUGUUUUGUUAGUCGUGCGUGACUACAACAGAAUUAUUGCAGCACUGUCUGUAGAAGAACGUGGACUCUUUAAAGAGAGAAUUCGUUCCCUAGACAAGAAGAUCCAUCCUGGUUUGACAAAACUGACGUGGGCAUCAAAGGGAAUCUCUGACUUCUUUGUGACAGAUUGUCGUAUCAAUGCUAGUAAGAUACAAGUGACAGUGGACGAUUACAAGAAUGCCAACAUGGAGAUUUCUAAACAGUGUGUCCAAAUCAGUGAUAUGUUGCUCAUAAGCAUAGACAGUCGCAAAGUCUACGAAAACCUGGAAUUUGAUGAGGAACAGGCAAAUCACAGGGAAAAUGUUUCAAAAAAACUGAAAAACCUGCAUGAAGAGUUAGUCAGGAUGAUGCGAAAUACAUAUGAAGUGUUCAAAAAUGACGGCAUGGAGGUACAACAGCAUUGGCACAGAUACACAGAGAAGAUGGACAGGAUGGUGGAGGAGGCAUUCAGACUUAACAUCAAGUGGUCACUCCAGGAACUGUCCAAAGCAGUGAACGGUGAUGGCAAGUCUGCCCCUAACCCACUGUUUAGGGUCAAAGUUUGUCUCCAAGGUGACAAGGUUGAAUUCCAGCCAACACUAAAACAACUGGCAAGUGUAAUUGGCAGUAUCGGAGGUCAACUGACCAAGGCUGUGUCCCCGAUUGUCCGUCUCCCUAACAUUCUGACCAAGAAACGUUCUACAAAAGACCCUAUCCAUGAUGUUAUUUCGCGGGAUGAAGAGACAAAGAAGAUCCAGACAGUUAUAAACACUGGAAUGCAGACAAAUGCGACCAACCUACAGAACUAUCUGAGUACUUGGGAUAACUACCGUGAAAUCUGGGAGAUCAACAAAGAUAUGUUUAUCAAACGCUACCAAAAACUGAACCCCCAGGUGUCUUCCUUUGAUGCUGAUAUUGCCAGGUAUGAUGAGGUCGCCAAUAAUGUGCAGACUCAGGAAACCAUCCUCAACAUUCAGUUUGUAUUACUGGAUUGUUCUCCUCUCAAGUAUGCCAUCCUCGGCCAUUGUCAGGAAUGGCAGAACAAAUUCACCACCCUCCUCAGUGAGAUUGCCACCAGUCGCCUCAAAGAACUCCAUGACUUCCUCAAGGAUAACGGCACCAAUGUAAGCAAGCCUCCUCAGACUUUGGAUGAGCUCGGAAACAGUCUAAAUCUGUGGGAGGAGCUACACUUGGGACUGGCUGAUACAGAGGCCAAGUUCCCACCCCUUCAUGACCAAUUCAGCAUUCUGGAGAAGUACGAAGUGCCCAUCCCUGAGGAGGUGACGGCCAUGUUGAAUGAGCUGAGCAAUGAGUGGGUGACCUUCCAACAAAUCCUCAUUGAUGCAGAAACCAUGCUGAAGAAACACAAGGAGAAAUUCAAGAGUGGAUUACUUGCUCAGUCAGAGGAAUUCAAGAAGCAGGUUCACAAUUUAAUGGACGAAUUUGCCACGAAGGGUCCAUUUGCUGCCAAUAUAGUAACAGGUGAUGCAUUGAACAGCGUAGCGGCCAUCAAGGAACAAUUAGACGCUCUGAAGAGACAAGAGCAAGAGAUCAGGAAAGGUCUCAAUAUCUUCAAGAUAGACCAGCCGCCAUCAAAGGAAGUCGCCAAUCUGGACAAGGACCUGGAGUUGAUUGAGACUAUCUGGAAUCUGAAUAAGGAAUGGGAAGGUCUGUGGUCUGACUGGAAGGGGAACAAGUUCACCGAGCUACAGACCACUGACAUGGAGAAUAAUUCUCAGGCCAUUUACAAGAAACUAAACCGCUUCAGCAAAGAACUCAAGGACAAGAAUUGGGAAGUGGUGGAUACCAGCAGGAACAAAGUCGACCAGUUCAAAAGAACCAUGCCUCUUAUCAAUGAUCUCAAAAACAAAGCCAUGAGGCCCCGACAUUGGACACAAAUCCAGAAAGACAUGGCAAAGGAGUUUGAUCACAAUAGUGAGGAGUUCACUUUGGAAAAAAUCAUAGAGUACGGGUUUGACCAGUUUGCCGAACAGAUCAGUGACAUCUCUGGGGCAGCUACUAAGGAAUUAGCCAUUGAGCAGGGUCUGGCUGGUAUAGAGAAUACCUGGAAUAUCACAGAUCUCGAUAUUGGACCUUACAAGGACAGAGGCCACUUCAAACUCAAGUCAACAGACGAUGUGUUCUUGGCUCUUGAGGAUAACCAAGUUCAGCUGUCGACCAUGAAGGCAUCGCGAUUUGUGAAGGCUUUCGAGCAGGAGGUUGAUCGCUGGGAGAGGGUUCUCUCACACAUCCUGGAGGUGGUGGAAAUGUUACUACAAGUACAGCGACAAUGGAUGUACUUAGAAAAUAUUUUCCUGGGAGAAGAUAUCAGAAAACAGCUGCCUAGAGAAUCAGCAGAGUUUGAUGAUGUCAAUGGUAAAUGGAAAGUGAUAAUGUCACGUCUGAACAAAGACAGGAAUGCCCUUAGGGGAACUCACCACGAAGGUCUGUUGGAGAGUUUGAAUGAUAUGAACCUUAAGUUGGAGGAGAUUCAGAAAUCACUGGAUAUGUACCUGGAGACAAAACGGCAGAUCUUCCCUCGAUUCUACUUCCUGUCCAAUGACGACUUAUUGGAGAUCCUCGGACAAUCUAAGAAUCCGAAAGCUGUUCAGCCCCAUCUCAAAAAGUGCUUUGAUAACAUCAAGUCACUCGAGAUGAUAAAGCCAAGUUUGAAGUGGGAAGCAUCUGGAAUGUGGUCGACAGAGGGAGAGUUUGUCGAAUAUGAGAAGCAUGUCUACCUGGAGGGGCUUGUAGAGGCGUGGUUGUGUGACGUAGAGAAGACCAUGAGAUGGACAUUGAAGGAUGAACUGAAAAAGUGUCGUGUGUCUCUGAAAAAACACAUGACGAAGAGAGACAAAUGGAUUAAGGAGCAUCCAGGCCAGUUGUGUAUAACAGCAAGUCAGAUGCAGUGGACAACUGAUGUAGAGAGAGCACUCAAACUGACAAGAGACCGCGGGGACAAGAAAGCUCUCAAAACAAUGAAACGUAAACAGGUUGCCAUGUUGAACAAGUUCUCAGAGGCUAUUCGUGGAAAUCUUUCCAAAAUGCAGCGGUUGAAAGUGGUUGCCUUGGUUACCAUUGAAGUGCAUGCUCGUGACAUCAUUGAGAAGCUGAUUAAGACUAACACAUCAGAUGAGAAUGCAUUUGAGUGGCUCAGCCAACUUCGUCUGUACUGGGAAAAGUCUCCCAUUGAUGACUGUGUUGUCAAACAGACCAACACCCAGUUCCCAUACGGAUAUGAGUACCUGGGUAACUCCGGCCGAUUGGUCAUCACACCACUGACCGACAGGUGUUACAUCACACUGACCACAGCUCUUCACCUCCACAGAGGAGGUAGUCCCAAAGGACCUGCUGGAACUGGUAAAACUGAGACAGUCAAGGACUUGGGCAAAUGCCUUGGAAUGUACGUCAUCGUAGUAAACUGCUCUGAAGGCCUUGACUACAAGUCCAUGGGUCGCAUGUUCUCAGGUCUGGCACAGACGGGUGCCUGGGGUUGUUUUGAUGAAUUUAAUCGUAUCAACAUUGAGGUGUUGUCUGUGGUUGCCCAACAAAUCUUGUCCAUCCUCAGUGCCUUGGCUGCCGGGUCUUCUCGGUUUGUCUUUGAAGGUCGUGAAAUCGACCUGGUGUGGUCGUGUGGUAUUUUCAUCACUAUGAACCCAGGUUACGCUGGUCGUACUGAACUGCCCGAUAACCUGAAGUCCAUGUUCCGACCGAUCGCUAUGGUGGUACCGGACUCCAACCUCAUCGCAGAAAUCACACUGUUUGGUGAAGGCUUCGGAAACACCAAGGCUCUAGCAAAGAAGGUAUACACUCUGUACUCUCUGGCUGAGCAGCAGCUGUCCAAACAAGACCACUAUGACUUUGGUCUGCGUGCUUUAGUAUCUGUCCUCAGAUACGCUGGCCGUAAGAAACGAAGCAACCCCAACAUGCCUGAUGAAGAGUUGCUGCUGCUGUCUAUGAAGGACAUGAAUGUUGCAAAGAUGACUGCAGUAGAUCUGCCAUUGUUUAACGGAAUCAUGUCCGACCUGUUUCCAGGAAUAGAAACACCAGCUAUUGACUACAGCAAGAUGAAGAAUGCUAUCACAGCAGAACUGAAAGAGAAUCAACUUCAGUGUAACAAUCACACCAUCACCAAAAUCCUCCAGCUAUAUGAGACAAAGACUUCGCGUCAUUCCGUCAUGAUCGUUGGAUCAACGCAGUCAGGGAAGACAGUUGCAUGGCGCAUGUUACAAGGGACUUUGUCUCGUCUCAACAAAGAAAAAGACAGCGGUUUUCAGAUUGUCAAGGAGUACCCAAUCAACCCAAAAUCGCUCUCCCUGGGGGAACUCUAUGGUGAGUUUGACCUCAACACCAAUGAGUGGACUGAUGGCGUACUAUCCAGUGUUAUGAGACAAACCUGUGCUGAUGAGCGCCCAGAUGAGAAAUGGCUUGUUUUUGAUGGCCCAGUUGAUACACUUUGGAUUGAGAGUAUGAACUCUGUAAUGGACGACAACAAGAUCUUGACCCUGAUUAACGGGGAGCGUAUUUCUAUGCCGGAACAAGUGUCACUUCUAUUUGAAGUGGAAGACUUGGCAGUUGCUUCCCCUGCAACAGUAUCACGCUGUGGAAUGGUGUAUGCAGACUACAAUGACAAUGGCUGGGAGCCAUUUGUAGAGUCCUGGCUGGAGAAGAAGAAGGAGAAGAAGCAAUUGGUUGAAGAGUUGCGUCGCCUGUUUGACAAGUACUUGGUGAAGAUCCUGGAGUUCAAACGCCAGAACUGUCAUGAUUUAAUACCAAUUGCUCAGCUUAAUGGAGUGACCUCCCUUUGUAAACUCUUCGACUCUUUGGGAACACCGGAAAAUGGCGUUGACCACAAUGAUGCUGAAAACUUUGUGAGGAUGGUGGAGCUCUGGUUCCAGUUCUGUAUGAUCUGGUCAAUCUGUGCGUCUGUAGAUGAAGAAGGACGAAAGAAGAUAGACAAUUACAUCCGAGAAAUGGAGGGGACCUUCCCCAACAAAGACACCAUCUAUGAAUAUUGUGUUGACCCGAAGGGAAAAACCUGGGUUCACUGGGAGGAGAGGCUCAGAGGUGGCUUUAAAUAUGCCCCAGGGACUCCAUUCUAUAAGCUGAUCGUCCCGACUGUGGACACAGUUCGCUACCAAUACCUUGUGUCCACACUGAUCCGGUCCUUCAAUCCUGUCAUGCUGGUGGGUCCCGUGGGAACUGGCAAGACCUCGGUGGUAGAGAACACCCUGGGAAAAGUAGAUUCCAAGACCUACAGUCUUCUGACUGUCAAUAUGUCAGCCCAGACAAGUUCCAACCAAGUUCAGGACAUCAUAGAGAGCAGGGUGGAGAAACGUACCAAAGGGGUAUAUGUACCAAUCGGGGGGAAGAAGCUCCUCACCUUCAUGGACGACUUCAACAUGCCAGCCAAGGAUACGUUUGGUUCCCAGCCUCCACUAGAGCUGAUGAAACUGUGGCUUGAUUACGGCUUCUGGUAUGACCGUCUCAAGCAGACUAUCAAAUCAAUCAAGGACAUGUUCCUGCUGGCAGCCAUGGGGCCACCUGGUGGUGGUAGGAUGGUCAUCUCACGACGUCUUCAAAGUCGAUUUAACCUGAUCAACAUGACUUUCCCACAGGAGUCGCAGAUCAAGAGAAUAUUUGGAUCAAUGAUCAACCAGAAAUUACAGGACUUUGAGGAAGAUGUGAAGCCAAUCGGUGAUGUACUUACCCAAGCAACCAUUGAGAUGUAUCAAGCUGUUGUUUCCAAGUUCCUCCCGACUCCAACCAAGAUCCACUACCUGUUCAACCUCCGAGAUAUUUCCAAGAUAUUCCAAGGUCUAUUGAGGGCACACAAGGACUUCCAUGAUACAAAGAAUGCUAUGACAAGGCUCUGGAUCCAUGAGUGUUUCAGAGUGUUCUCUGACCGUCUUGUUGAGGAAAAGGACCACGAGGCUUUUAUCACCAUCCUUACAGAGAAACUGGGGACAAUGUUUGACCAGACCUAUCACAACAUCUGUCCUAACAAACAGCCUCCUAUAUUUGGUGACUAUAUGAAUCCAGACUGUGUGUAUGAGGAUAUAGUAGACAUUGUAAACCUCAAGAAACACAUGAUGGACUUACUUGAGGAGUAUAACAGCACACCUGGUGUAGUCAACAUGGACCUCGUGCUCUUCAGGGAUGCCAUAGAGCAUGUGUCCAAGGUGGUGCGCGUUAUACGACAGCCUCGCGGGAACAUGUUGCUGGUGGGCGUCGGUGGUAGUGGGCGACAGAGCUUGACCAGACUGGCAGCCAGCAUUUGUGAAUUUACCAUUUUCCAGAUAGAAGUCACUAAACUAUAUCGCAAACAGGAGUUUAGGGACGAUUUGAAACGACUUUACUGGCAGGCAGGUGUUGAUAAUAAACCAACAGUGUUUAUAUUCAAUGACACUCAGGUAGUUGAGGAAGGGUUCCUCGAGGAUAUAAACAACAUCCUCAGCAGUGGUGAGGUGCCAAACCUCUACAAGCCAGAUGAGUUCGAGGAGGUGCGAACGGCUCUGAGUGACAUUGUCAAAAAAGAAGGAAUCGAUGAUAGCCCUCAGAGUGUGUUUGCAUUCCUCAUUUCCCGAGUGAGAGCCAACCUCCAUGUGGUCCUGUGUAUGAGUCCUGUAGGAGAGCCUUUCAGGAAUCGUAUGCGUAUGUACCCUGCAUUUGUCAACUGUACAACAAUCGACUGGUUUAGUGAGUGGCCACAGGACGCUUUACUGGAAGUUGCCGACAAAUACCUGGCAGAGAUCAACCUGGGUGGUGAAGAUGAGGAAAAGUUGAAACCAAUGCUGGCCAAGAUGUUUUCUGUUAUGCACAAGUCCGUUGUGUCGUUCUCCCUGCGACUUUUAUUGGAAAUGAGACGUCACAACUAUGUAACACCAACAAAUUACCUGGAGCUCGUCAGUGGAUACAAGAAACUACUGUUCAACAAAAAUAAAGAACUUGGUGAUGCUUGUAACAAAUUAAAGAACGGUCUCAGCAAGAUUGAUGAGACACGAGAGAAGGUCGAAAAGAUGUCAAUUGAACUGGAAGACGCCAAGAUCAAGGUGGCUCAGUUUCAGAAGCAGUGUGACGACUACCUGGUCACUCUUGUCCAACAGAAAAGGGAGGCAGAUGAACAACAGAAAUCUGUAGCCCAAAAGUCCGAGAGGAUUACUGAAGAGGAAAGCAAGUGUCAGCAUAUGGCUGAUCUAGCUCAGCACGACCUCGACGAGGCUCUGCCUGCUCUGGAAGAAGCUAUUAAGGUAAACGCUCUGGAGUCUCUCAACAAGAAGGAUAUUGGAGAGAUCAAGUCCUACGGUCGACCUCCCACCCUUGUAGAAAAGGUCAUGGAGGCCGUCAUGAUCUUGAGGGGUCAGGAGCCGACAUGGGCUGAAGCAAAAAGACAGCUUGGUGACAAUAAUUUCAUCAAACAGUUGAUGAACUUUGACAAGGAUAACAUCUCUGACCGUGUCCUGAAGAAGAUCGGUGGGUAUGUGGCUCAGUCUGACUUCCAGCCAGAGAUCAUUGGACGUGUAUCUGGUGCUGCCAAAUCUCUGUGUAUGUGGGUGAGGGCUAUGGAGGUGUAUGGCCGUGUUUUCAGGGUUGUGGAGCCUAAGAAACAGAGACUAAACGCAGCCAUGAGCCAGCUGAAAGAAAAACAGGAUGCAUUGGCUGAUGCGAAGGCAAAGCUGGCAGAAGUCGAGGCUAAGAUGGCCGAAUUGAAGCAACAAUAUGACGAGAAACUCGCUCAGAAGGAGGAGUUAAAGAGAAAAGCUGAGUACACAGAGAUGAUGUUGGACCGUGCAGCCAAGCUUGUAUCUGGACUGGCAGGCGAGAGGAUCCGAUGGGAAGAGACAGUUAAGGACCUGGAGGAGAGGAUGGGCUACCUAGUAGGUGAUUGUUUAAUGGCUGCCGCGUUCAUGUCCUACAUGGGGCCGUUCCUGUCCAACUACAGAGAUGAGAUGGUGCAAAAGAUUUGGCUCACUGAGAUAAGGAAGUUAGCGAUACCUUGUGCACCUGACUUCAGCUUCUGCAAUUUCAUGGCUAAGCCCACAGACGUCAGAGACUGGAACAUUAAGGGACUUCCCAACGAUAGCUUCUCAUCUGAGAAUGGUGUCAUCGUCACAUCAGCCAGCCGUUGGCCGCUCAUGGUCGACCCUCAGGGACAAGCCAUUAAAUGGAUCAAGAACAUGGAAGCUGAACAUGGCCUGAAGGUGAUAGAUUUACAACAGUCUGAUUACAUGCGAACCUUGGAGUCGUCCAUACAGUUUGGUCUGCCAGUGUUACUACAGAAUGUACAGGAGUCCCUUGAUCCCUCUCUUGAUCCUAUCCUCAACAAAUCUCUCAUGAGAGUCGGUGGAGCCUACCUCAUCAAGCUGGGAGACAAGGAGAUUGAAUAUAACCCAGACUUCCGUUUCUAUAUCACUACCAAGCUCAGCAAUCCUCACUACACUCCAGAAAUCUCUACCAAGACCACAAUCACCAACUUUGCAGUGAAGGAACAAGGUCUUGAGGCCCAGCUGUUGGGUAUUGUUGUACGAAAAGAAAGGCCAGACCUUGAGGAACAGAAGGACAGUCUGGUGAGAAGCAUUGCUGCAGGAAAGAAGAAAAUAGUGGAGCUAGAGGAUGAAAUUCUCAGACUUCUAAACGAGACGAAAGGUUCACUUUUGGAUGACGAACAGUUAGUAAACACUCUACAAACCUCAAAGGUCACAUCGCAGGAGGUCUCUGAACAGCUACAGAUCUCUGAACAGACUGAAGUGAAGAUUGAUGCCGCUCGUGAGGGAUACCGUCCGUCUGCUGAGAGGGCUUCCAUCUUGUUUUUCGUGCUCAAUGACAUGGGACGAAUUGACCCUAUGUACCAGUUCUCAUUGGAUGCUUACAUAGAGCUCUUCAUCAUCUCAAUAGACAAGAGUCCACGCAGCAGUAAACUGGAGGAGAGAAUUACCAAUCUCAAUGAAUACCACACCUAUGCUGUGUACAGGUACACUUGUCGAGGAUUGUUUGAGAGACACAAGUUGUUGUUUUCCUUCCAAAUGUGUGCCAAGAUCCUUGAAUCGGCUAACAAGAUCAACAUGGACGAAUAUAACUUUUUCCUGAGAGGCGGCGUGGUGCUUGACCGAGAGAACCAGAUGGACAACCCUUGUUCAGGCUGGCUGUCUGACAUUGCUUGGGACAACAUAACAGAACUUGACAAGCAGACAAACUUCCAUGGCGUCAUCACCUCGUUUGAACAAUACCCACGUGACUGGAAUAUCUGGUACACCUCUGCUGAACCUGAGACAGCCACACUUCCAGGUGAAUGGGACAACGCCUGUAACGAACUGCAGAGAAUGCUGAUUGUACGCUCUCUCCGAUCGGACCGUGUCUCAUUCUGUGCCACAUCCUUCAUCAUCAACAACCUGGGAUCAAAGUUCACAGAGCCUCCUGUACUCGAUAUGCAACAGGUUGUAGAGGACUCGACAACAAGGACCCCCCUCAUCUUCGUUCUCUCUGCGGGUGUGGAUCCAACAAGCUCUUUGCUACAGCUGGCUGAAUCCAGUGGAAUGGCCCAGCGGUUCCAUGCACUCUCCUUAGGUCAAGGACAGGCUCCAAUAGCCACCAGAAUGAUCAAGGAAGGCGUGAGAGAGGGUAACUGGGUGUUCCUGGCCAAUUGUCACUUAUCCCUGAGCUGGAUGCCCCAGCUGGAUAAGUUAGUGGAACAGUUACAAAUAGAGCAGCCUCAUCCUGAGUUCCGUCUGUGGCUGAGUAGUAGUCCCCAUCCUGAAUUCCCCAUAUCCAUCUUACAAACCGGCAUCAAAAUGACCACAGAACCACCCAAGGGUCUGAAGGCAAACAUGAAACGUUUGUUGAACCUGGUGACAGAGCAGCAAUUUGCACGCUGUACUAAACAGGACAAAUACAGAAAACUGCUAUUUGCUCUGUGCUACUUCCAUUCCAUACUUCUGGAGCGUAGGAAGUUCCUUAUGCUGGGCUGGAACAUUGCCUACGAAUUCAAUGAUGCAGAUUUUGAGGUGUCAGAGAAUCUACUCAGUAUAUACUUGGAUGGCUACGAUGAAACACCUUGGGAUGCCCUCAAAUAUCUCAUUGCUAACAUCAACUACGGGGGUCAUGUGACUGAUGAUUGUGAUCGACGUCUGCUCAUGACUUACGUCAAUGAUUAUUUCCAUGAUGGAGUCCUUACUACUCCAUUCUACAAGAUGUCCAUUUUGCCUACAUACUAUGUACCAAAGGAUGGACCGCUGUCAUCUUAUAAGGAGUAUGUUAGUAUGUUACCAAAUGUCGACCAUCCAGAAGCCUUCGGCCAACACCCGAACGCUGACAUCGCCUCUCAAAUCACAGAAACCCGUCUCAUGUUUGACACCCUGUUGUCCCUGCAACCGACAAUAUCUGCGGGUGGAGGAGAGAGUCGAGAGGACAAGGUGCUGGACCUAGCAGCCAACAUCUACAAACAGAUCCCAGAGAAUAUCGACUACGAAAACACCGCCAAGAUUCUGUCAAUUGACCCUUCACCUCUCAAUGUUGUACUCCUGCAGGAGAUACAACGUUACAAUAUUUUGCUGAAUGAGAUCCGGCACUCCUUGACUGACCUUGAGAGAGGUAUUCAAGGUCUGGUUGUCAUGACACUUGAGCUGGAAAACAUUUUCACAUGUAUCUUUGAUGGCAGAGUUCCUCCAAGUUGGCUCAAGGCUUACUCGUCACUAAAGCCCCUGGCAGCAUGGACUCGUGACUUGGUCCAGCGUGUUGACCAGUUCCAACACUGGGCUCUUACAGCUCACCCGCCAACCAUUUUCUGGAUGUCUGCCUUUACUUUCCCUACUGGAUUCUUGACCGCUGUCCUCCAGACUUCCGCGAGACAGAACAGCGUAUCAGUGGACACGCUACAGUGGGAGUUCAGUGUUCUCACAGUGGAUGAUUCCAAUAUAACAGGGCCACCUAAGGAUGGUGUAUACAUAAAGGGCCUAUACCUCCAGGGAGCAGGCUGGGAUAAGAAGAAUAUGUGUCUCGUAGAAGCCAACCCCAUGCAGCUCGUGUGUCCCAUGCCUUCCAUACACUUCAAACCCGUGGAGAGCAAGAAAAAGGCAGCUAAAGGUCUUUACUCCUGCCCAUGCUACUACUAUCCUAACCGUGUCGGUGUCACUGGGCGUGCGUCUUACAUUGUCUCUGUCGACCUGAAGACUGGAGAAAAGGCUGCAGAUCACUGGAUAAAGAGAGGUACAGCUCUGUUGAUGAGUUUGGACUAUUAAAGACACUGACCAGUGGUUUUAACACUGACCAUGGAUAAAUGUGACAUCUAAAUACUUUAGAAUUGGAUGUGUUCUAUUCUGACCUGUGAUGAUUAUUGGUAACAGUAUUGUGACCUAUAAUGGUGAUCAACGUAAAACGAUCAUCAUGUCAGCUUGUGAUAUUUACAAAUUUUGAAGUUCCUGCCAGACAAAAGUGCCUCUUUGGACUUUCAUCUACAGGAAUGAAACGAUGUUGACGUGUGUUGAUUUAUUUUCACACUUAUCUGAACUUUGUUUACAAUCACAGAUCUUACUGAAGGAAGUAACUGUGACCCUCAUUUUUAUCAAUAGUGCUAC
This is a messenger RNA of Ylistrum balloti, 13929 nucleotides long. RefSeq names its product dynein axonemal heavy chain 2-like. Gene Ontology annotation, cellular component: dynein complex. Lineage: Eukaryota; Metazoa; Mollusca; Bivalvia; Pectinida; Pectinidae. The transcript has 80 exons. The record is from RefSeq and is a predicted model, not a curated record. Gene Ontology annotation, biological process: microtubule-based movement. The coding region runs from base 1 to 13593 and encodes 4530 amino acids. Gene Ontology annotation, molecular function: minus-end-directed microtubule motor activity; dynein intermediate chain binding; dynein light intermediate chain binding.